GUCUGCUGCCAAAUUGCUGUCUGAGUCUGGGGUCAGCGUGGUGGUUCUUGAGGCCCGAAAUAGAGUUGGAGGAAGGACAUUCACUAUCAGAAACAAUCAAGUUAAUUACGUAGAUGUUGGUGGAUCGUAUGUGGGACCUACCCAAAACCGGGUUCUCCGACUGGCAAAAGAGCUGGGUAUUGAGACCUAUAAAGUGAACGUUGAGGGCCAUAUGAUCCAUUAUAAGGGGGGAAAGUCACGCUAUUUCAUGGGUAUUUCCCCUCCAACAUGGAAUCCCUUAGUUUAUCUGGAUUACAAUAACUUCUGGAGGAUCGUGGACAAGCUGGGAAAAGAGAUUCCUGUUGAAGCACCAUGGGACGCUCCGCAUGCUGAAGAAUGGGACAAAAUGACCAUGAAAGAGCUGAUAAAUAAGAUUUGCUGGACCAAAGCUGCUAAAGAAUUUGCCACCUUCUUUGUGAACGUCAAUGUCACGUCUGAGCCUCAUGAAGUCUCCGCUCUCUGGUUCCUGUGGUACGUGAGGCAGUGUGGAGGCACAGCCAGGAUUUUCUCCAUCACCAAUGGGGGUCAGGAGAGGAAGUUUAAAGGUGGUUCUGGUCAGAUAUCGGAGAAAAUAAUGGAACGCCUCAAAGGCAGAGUUAAACUGGAGAGACCUGUGGUCCGUAUUGAUCAGACAGGUGAUAAUGUCAUUGUGGAGACUCUAAACCAUGAGAUAUAUGAGGGCAAGUAUGUGAUCAGUGCCAUCCCUCCAAUCCUGACAACGAAGAUUCAUUACAAACCAGAACUGCCACCAAAGAGAAACCAGUUAAUUCAGCGUUUGCCUAUGGGGUGUGUCAUAAAAUGCAUGGUGUACUACAAGGAAGCCUUCUGGGAGAGGAAGGGUUAUUGUGGUUCCUUAAUCAUUGAGGAUGAAGAGUCUCCAAUUGGAAUAACCAUGGAUGACACAAAACCUGAUGGAUCUUUCCCUGCCAUUAUGGGUUUCAUCCUUACCAGAAAGGCUGUUAAACUGGCCCACCUCAGUAAGGAAGCGAGGAAGAAGAAGAUCUGUGAGGCAUAUGCCAAGGCAAUGGGGAUGGAAGAGGCUUUACAUCCUGUGCAUUAUGAAGAGAAGAACUGGUCCAUGGAGCAAUAUUCAGGGGGUUGUUACACAGCCUACUUCCCACCAGGCAUAAUGUAUUCUUACGGAAGGAUCAUUCGCCAGCCCAUUGACAGAAUCUACUUUGCUGGCACGGAGACGGCUACCCAAUGGAGUGGAUACAUGGAGGGGGCUGUACAGGCAGGAGAGAGAGCAGCCAGAGAGAUAUUGCAUAAUAUGGGGAGGAUCUCAGAGAAAGACAUUUGGAUGCCAGAGCCAGAGUCAAAGGAUGUCCCAGCCCGACCGUUCACCACCACCUUCUGGGAGAGGAACCUGCCGUCCGUGCCAGGACUGCUGUGCCUGCUUAGCUCUACCGCCUGUUUCGCCUCUGUGGCCGCUGCCGGGCUGUUUGCCUAUAAAAAGGGACUCCUAAUUCGAAACUAGUGGGAAGCACACAUCCAGUGGAAGCUGCGUACUCCCUCUUCUUCCCUUUUACCAGAUGAGUGUUAUUUUUGGAGGGAAGUGGCAUGGGCAGCUAGAAAGGGCAAAAGUUGUUUUCCUUGUGAUUUUUCUUUUUAGUACCAUAAUUAAUGCAUCAGAUCUACUGGAAUUGCUACCAACUAAACAGAAAUAAAUCAACUGUGGGGGCGUUUUUCAAAAUUGCCUUUUCCUUGUCCAUUUGUUUUGAUUGGACAUGAUAAUAUCGAUGGUAUAUUCCUGAUACAGGCAAGGCAAAAUGCAGAUCACACCUUUCCCAAAAGGCAAAGAGGCCUUGGAGAAUGCAUUCAUUUCCACUUGCCGCUUUAUCUUUUACCACAUGAGAUAAUAAAUGCCCUUAUGUAUUCACCUCAGUUAGCAGCUCAGAAUAUCCGAGGUUAUUCCCAUAACAUCUCUGCUGCACAGAAGAGAUUAGCAUGCCAAUCAGACGUAGAAUUGCCAAAUUAAUUUUCAAAUGUGUUUGAUUAAUUAUUAAUCAUCACAACAUGAAACUUAACCACAAGCUGGAUGAAAAGAGGUAAUUAGCACGAAGCAGCUCACUAAAUGAUGAGAGAGGAACCGCGAGUGGACUUUAUUCUGCCCGCUACCGAGCAAACAUCUGCACUUAGCUGUUCUGCAGGGUGCCUGCGUCGGUGCGGCACGGCCACGGCGCGGCUCUCGGUUACUUCCUGGCCCAAGAGCAUCCCAUCCCACCCAGCCGUUUACCGUUAAAAUGGAGUGAAAUGAAUUAGGAAAGUUAAAGCCCCUCCGACUUGCAGCAGGUGCUGGCUGUUAUUUUCCAAACGGCAGCAGCUUCCUGGCUCCCUGUCAAUUCGCUGCCCCUCGUUUUGCUCGUAAUCUGUACCGCCUUCGUCCAAGAAGGAGAAAUAUAUUUGGGGCCUGAAUUACUGCCUUGUAAAUUACAGUAAUUGGGUGCAUCUGCCUGUUCUGCUCUUAUUAUGUACAUGAUACAUUUAAAAUAAUCACUUUAGUGUUGAACUGAAGUCCGGAAUAUAUGUUUCACAACGUACCAUCAUUAUGUGGUCUUUUUUGCCAUGAAAUGUGAGCAUUGUAUGUGUCCAUGAACUCAACUGUCAUUCAACAUGGGUGAAAUGUGCCUUUGAAUAGUCCUGAAACCUUGAUAAGAGGAGCUCUUCUAUAAACUUUUCUGCUGAUUCUU
Messenger RNA from Cariama cristata (Red-legged seriema), 2729 nucleotides. Its product is annotated as amine oxidase [flavin-containing] A-like. The transcript is spliced from 14 exons. The record is from RefSeq and is a predicted model, not a curated record. Gene Ontology annotation, molecular function: oxidoreductase activity. NCBI's taxonomy places the organism in Eukaryota, Metazoa, Chordata, Aves, Cariamiformes, Cariamidae. The coding region runs from base 212 to 1516 and encodes 434 amino acids.